AUGGCGCCUAAAACUACAAAGAAGCCGUCCAGCGACAGCGAAGCGGUCAAGAAGCAUCGCCAAGGAUUCAGAGUUGGCCCGGAUAAUUUACCGGACGGGCCAUGGCGCCGUAAAGUAACGAAAAUCAAGCAGGAUCUGAUUCACAAAGCCAAAGUCAAAAAGGCUUAUGCCAAGAUCAAGGAGCGCGAACAAAAGCAAACGGCGGCUGGUGACGGCGGCAGGGCCGAGCAAGAUGCCACCACUGCCGCUGACAACAGGGGGGACUCAAAAGGCAGUGAGAAAGUCAUGCACCCGACGCGGGAGCUCAUGAUCAAGGACGAGGAGGUGGCGCAAAAAGCGGCCCAGGGCCAGGGCAUUGACGCCAGCGAUGGGCACCGCCGGCGGACACGCCGUCCGGGCUAUUACGACAAGCAGCUGGCCAAGGCGGACGAGCACCGGGCUGAGGCGGCGCGGCGUGGCGAGGAGCGCGCGCGACGGGCGGAAGAGAGGCAGACUCGGCUGGCGGAGCGGGACAAGUUCAAAAGGGCCAUGGCCAAGACAGUCGGGCGCGAUGGCAAGAAGAAGCUGGGUCGCGAGAGCGGCAUCUUGCUGGACAAAGUGAAGAAGAUGGUGGCGAACCAGUAA
This is a messenger RNA of Beauveria bassiana ARSEF 2860, 624 nucleotides long. RefSeq lists its product as uncharacterized. The coding region runs from base 1 to 624 and encodes 207 amino acids. The record is from RefSeq and is a predicted model, not a curated record. NCBI's taxonomy places the organism in Eukaryota, Fungi, Ascomycota, Sordariomycetes, Hypocreales, Cordycipitaceae. The transcript has 2 exons.